AUGACCAUAUUAAGUAAGCCAUCGAGCGACAAAGACGAUGCAAAUCCAGGUCAUGAAAAGAAGAGGGUAUUUACGGAUACCUCUGCACGAUUCCAUGUCAAGGACACUACCAUUGUUCUCCAAGCAUCAGAGACACCCUUCGUCGUAGACUCUACUUUCGAUUUAUCCUCUGAUGCGGUUCUGGUAUACGCUGAAACGAUACAAGUUGGGAGCAAGCUCAUCCAACUUCCUGGAAAGAAUCUGGGGUUGUUCUGUAACAAACUCAUGAUAACUGAAGAUGCUGAGAUAGAUGUUUCUGGACUUGACGGAAGGGAAGGGAUCCCCAAGAUAUCCGGUCCAAAGAAAGACGUGCCUGAUGAUAAGAAAAAGAAAGGAGAUAAGAAGGGCGACAAGGGGAAAGAUGAUAUGGACAACGAUGCAACUGACGGCAAGGACGCUGGUAAUGUUUGGCUCUUCGUACAAGAUGCCAGCGUUGAGACCCUAAAGAGGCUCCGGAUAAGCGCAUUUGGAGGGAGAGGGGGAAAGGGAGCCGACAGCAGCGCUGAGGGUGUACCGGGGAAUGAUGGCAAAGCUGGUGGCAAUGGAGGUAACAUUGAAGUUAUUUUGGGGUCACGCAAGAUGAACGAAGCAAUGGAGGUAUCGGCUCUACGAAAACGGGCGUGGCCAAUGCAAGUCCGCGCUCUGCUUGACGAGCACUUUCAAUUGGUGAACGAUACAGAUUCUGCGUGUGUCUCCAAAUAUUGCGAACAUUUGUCGACAAUUCUCAAAGUACAAACGAUCCUGUCAAGUCUCCAAUAUGAUAAUGAAGUAGGAGAAGAAGUCAAGACUGCUGAGAAUUCUAUCAACAAUUAUCUGAAGAAGGUCAAGUCGCCGGAUAUAGACAGGAUGAUAGACUCCACAGCUGCCCUCUCUGCAAUUGAGAAAGAAUUAACCAGUGUCAAAGACAUAUCGGCCAUUAACGGCAUUCUUAAAGAUGGCCGAAUGCAAAAGGCCCUUGCGGCUGUUUCUGAGGAGUCCGAGCUAGCUAGUAUUCUCGAGAAUCUCUAUGAAGGCCUGAUGGAUGAGGUUCAUAGCGCGGAGAGGAGCCUGGCCAGCCGUUGCAACAGUAUUGAAGGAGAGGGUGGACAAGGCGGUCGAAGCCCCAACGCGUUAAUACCUCCUGGAAAGCGAGGAGCAAGUGGUCUGCGCGGCAGGGUAACCCUGCAAGACCUGAACCCCGCAGGAAGCGCCAGGUACCUCAAUGCUACGCAGGCCUUUGCCUUCCCUGAGCAGUGCCAACUGCUGCUUCGUCAAGCUGACCUGGCCUUUUACAGUCAGGCCCCUGAAGAAAUUGAUCGUGCGGCUGAGUUAUAUCGUCGUAUAGUGGAUCGCUUGGGGUUCCUCAAGUUCGCCAAGUUCAACCAAAGUUCCCCUAGACCUUUAGUCAAGGCGUACCAAAGCUUGGAGACAAUUGCCAAAGUUACACUGUUCAGUGAGGAUACUCUCAGAUCGGUUUACAAUCAGGCCAAGUUGAGGCUCCAACGCUUGGUGCUGGGAUUGGACAUGUGGGGUCAUGAUGAACUCUGGGUACCUCGCUUGUCGGUUCCUUUCUAUGACGCCGACUUGGACAUUGGACUUAAUCUCUUAAAGGAAGAGGAGACCCUAGUCGAAGAGUAUGAGAAGGAAGUGGUAGAGAACCGUGCGACGGCCGUUCACGUUGAGAAGUCGAAGUCGAAACUUUCAUCUACUCUAGAAAGCCUGAAAGCCACUAUAACCCAGCUCGAGCACCCAAAUGGCCCAUUAAAGAUGGCCAUAUAUCAUAUCGCAGCUUUCAACCCUCAGCUUAAAGCUAAACGGCAAGAGAUACGAGCCAUAUUGAAGUCAUUAAAAGGAAAAUUCAAGGAACCGCCUAUUAACUACCUAAAAAUACUCGAUGGGUUGUCAACUCUGGUAGACACAAGUAUGAAGCCAUCGUCCAUACUUAAGGGCUUGAAAACAGCAGCCGAGUUAUAUAAGAGCAGGAAGAGUUACAAAGAUGAGAAAUAUGGGGAGUUGAUGGAGGACUACCUGAUUGACGAGAUUAAAACAUUGGAGGGCUCGAUAUCUGAUCUCGAAGACGGAUUCACCACCAGAGCGGAUCAUACCAUCGAGCUCGAUGACCCAAAAUGCAUCAAGAUCCUCGCAAGCAACGAAAAGAUUCGAGAACUGUUCAAGGAAUAUCGAAAAUCUUUUCCCAAAGAGGUUACCACAGAGCUGAAUGACGCCCUCGAUAAGUACGAGUUGCUGGUCAAGACACGCAAUAAAGCAAUUGUCGAGCUAAACUCGUGCAUUCUACUCUUGCUCGAAGCACAUGAGUCAGUCACAAGUCUCGACGCACAAAGCAAAAGCCUGGGAGAGAAGACGCUACAUAUUGAUCCCAACCUCCCUUUUAUAGCCCACUGGCUUCGAAGGGCUCGUGAUGUUUGUCAGUUUGCUGUUAUGCAACAGCUUAACCACCAACGCCGUGCCAUACGAUUCUGGGGCUUGGGUAAAGACAUACGGUCUAGUGGGUCUAUUCCUGUGGCCAAGUCAGUUAUACUACGUUCUGAAAGGCAGGAUAUACACAAGGCCUUUACUAAGUGCCUCGAACGUUAUGCCGAGAGUGUAAGGAGCUCGUGGCCUCUGCACAAGAAUCGUGCCGGGCCCAUCUAUACCCUCACCAAGGCUCAGUUGACGGAGCUGAAAAAGCUCAAGACUAUAGAGGUCGGCGACAAGAAGAAGACAGAGCAUAGUGUCUUGGUCGCCAUUGAUCCAAAGUCUCCUCACCCGUUCCGUAACUAUACCGACAUCCGCUUGCGCCAAGUUCGUCUGUGGCUUAUCGGGGCAGACUGCACACCUAACGAGAGUGGAAAGAAAUUGGUUACGGCCAGCCUUAUCCAGAUGGGAGACGAGACAAUACAGACCCAACACAUGGAAGAUGUAGAGUUCAGUCACGACCACGUGCAGAUCUCAUUUGAGUAUUUCGCAGACGAGGUACUGACUCGGGAACAAGCAUCGCAUGCCGCUGUUCACGGUCGACAAGAGACUGAGGACUAUCACUACAUUGGGGCCAGUGCAAAGUAUUCCAGCAUAGCAGCUAUUGGACCGUUUGCUACCUGGAAGAUAGUCUUGCCUGUUAACCAGAACACGAAUCAAGGACUGGAUAUUUCAAAGGUCGAAGAUGCUUUCUUUGAAUUUAGAGGAACUAGUCAAUCGGCUAUAGAUGGAUGA
Messenger RNA from Fusarium poae, 3228 nucleotides. RefSeq lists its product as uncharacterized. Lineage: Eukaryota; Fungi; Ascomycota; Sordariomycetes; Hypocreales; Nectriaceae. The transcript is spliced from 3 exons. The record is from RefSeq and is a predicted model, not a curated record. The coding region runs from base 1 to 3228 and encodes 1075 amino acids.